AUGGAAAAGACUAAGGUCUCUGUUACUUUAAAAUGUCGCGCGUCGUCGCAUGUCGAUUCCUUUGCCCGUCUCAGAUUGUGCUCUUAAUACUUGUAUUAAUGUCGUUAUUAACAACGUUGCAGCAAACGAAUGCCAAUCCUUUGCCGGAUCUCACGCAGGAAUAUCAAAAUUUGAUAUCCGAGAAUUCGACGGUUAAUUCGACGGAUAAUUCCACGGAAAUUGGGGCCAACACUGACGUAUACGUGGUAAAAGCUGUAGUCUACGAGAUUGGAAUUCUUACAGAUACGGAUAACGCAACGACUAGCGAAAGUACCGAAAGACACGAAAAAAUCGAUAUAUCGUUAUACGAUCCACCGAAUCAGAAAGACGAAUAUUCCUUAUGAAUCCUUUUAUCAUGAAACGAAUGUAGAUACAAAAUUACGCGCUUGAGAUGCAUUUAUGGAGACCGAAAGUGAGAAUCAAAAUGAUAGAUUACUGUUAAGACGUUUACGGAAUCGAUAUUUUUUAGAUAUGUGAAUGUACAUGGUAAAUUACUGAUAUUGUAUAAGAUUAUAACAUAAUGAUAAUAAAGCGUAAAGUGUAACAAUACGA
Molecule: messenger RNA, 591 nt
Organism: Camponotus floridanus (Florida carpenter ant)
Lineage: Eukaryota; Metazoa; Arthropoda; Insecta; Hymenoptera; Formicidae
Exons: 3
Coding region: 33-383 (116 amino acids)
Source: RefSeq, a predicted model, not a curated record